AUAUCAAACCCAACCGACCAACUACAAGGUACAACUUACCUGCCCUGCCUUGCCUUGCCCUGCCUUCCUCCCCAAUGACGUUGUCUGCGCUAGUGGGACCCCCUUACAGACAAUUCACUAUACAUACGACCACAGCGGGCAACCAGCCCCUUGUCAGGUGUCUCGAAUUCACUCAACGGGGUUCGAAUAUGCACAAAUCGGUACAUGUACCCACAUCCCAGCCCACGGUCCUGCUAUGGCCCUGCCACUCAAUGACACUAAAAUUCAACGCGAACGCGGUGCGAACUUUAAAAGGCAUUUAUUUGCUACAGUGCCUACCUAUGGUACCUAGUCUAGUCAGUUAG
Molecule: messenger RNA, 344 nt
Organism: Fusarium venenatum
Lineage: Eukaryota; Fungi; Ascomycota; Sordariomycetes; Hypocreales; Nectriaceae
Source: RefSeq, a predicted model, not a curated record